GAAGGCUGCAGGUUCGCGGGGCCGCCUGACUGAGCCGAACGAGGGAAAUGGUCCCCGGCCCGCCGCUCGCCGCUUGAGGACGGGCCGCCCUGGCAGAGGGGCAGGCCAGCCGCGGCGCGGGGCGCCGGCCAGAAGGGGUGCAUUGUCGUCCUGUCUUGCUGCUGAAUGUCGGUUCCAGAGGAUGAGGAGAGGCUUUUGCCGCUCGCCCAGAGAUGGCCCCGGGCGAGCAAGUUCCUUCUGUCGGGCUGCGCGGCUACCGUGGCCGAGCUAGCAACCUUUCCCCUCGAUCUCACAAAAACUCGACUCCAAAUGCAAGGAGAAGCGGCUCUUGCUCGGUUGGGAGACGGUGCAAGAGAGUCGGCUCCCUAUAGGGGCAUGGUGCGCACAGCCCUAGGGAUUGUUCAAGAAGAAGGCUUCCUAAAGCUUUGGCAAGGAGUGACACCUGCCAUUUACAGACACGUAGUGUACUCUGGAGGGCGCAUGGUCACUUACGAACAUCUCCGUGAAGUUGUGUUUGGCAAAAGUGAAGAUAAGCAUUAUCCUCUUUGGAAGUCAGUGAUUGGAGGUAUGAUGGCUGGUGUUGUUGGCCAAUUUUUAGCCAACCCAACUGAUCUAGUGAAGGUUCAGAUGCAAAUGGAAGGAAAAAGGAAACUUGAAGGGAAGCCUUUGCGAUUUCGUGGUGUGCAUCAUGCAUUUGCAAAAAUCUUAUCUGAAGGAGGAAUACGUGGGCUUUGGGCAGGCUGGGUACCCAAUAUACAAAGAGCAGCACUGGUGAAUAUGGGAGAUUUAACCACUUAUGAUACAGUGAAACACUAUUUGGUACUGAAUACACCACUUGAGGACAAUAUCACGACUCAUGGUUUAUCAAGUUUAUGUUCUGGCCUGGUAGCUUCUAUUCUGGGAACACCUGCUGAUGUCAUCAAAAGCCGAAUAAUGAAUCAACCACGAGAUAAACAAGGAAGGGGACUUUUGUAUAAAUCAUCAACUGACUGCUUGAUUCAGGCUGUUCAAGGAGAAGGAUUCAUGAGUCUAUAUAAAGGCUUUUUACCAUCUUGGCUGAGAAUGGUAACGUCAGGUUUUUCCUUUGUUUUUGUUUUCUUUGUACUUAAAUUGCUUUUAAUCUGUAAAUAUUUUCCCCUUUCUCUUUUGGUUUUUAGCAUGGCUCUGCCCCCAAACCACAAUUCUUUCUCUUUUUUAUAUCUUUUUUUGUUUUCUUUUUACCUCUCCUCAGAGUCCUGUUACCUUUCUUGGUAGAAUAAAGUAAAAUAAUUCAGUUACAUCCAGAAAUAAAUAAGUUGAUAUUCUCUUGUUAUAAAGCCAGAGGAGAGGGUUUUUCUGCAAUUUAAAAACCUUUAGUGGUCUGUUUAGUCAAAGUACUGUAGUUUGGGACAGGUAUAAAGAUUUUAUGCUAGAAACCAUUCCUAUGGAAAUGUUACUGUUUCAAACAAAUUUUUGUUACUUUGAUGGCAAAUGUUGCAUUAUCCAUUAACACUUAUCACCACAAAGCUCUGCUUAGUAAGAAAGCCUUAUGUCAUUUUUAUUAGGUUUGGAUGUUAUUUUUAUGGUGGUGAACAAAGAUGUAGUGUGAGACUUAUUCAAGGAACAACAUAUAUAAUAAACACAGGGUACUCAAGGAUUUUGUAAGUUGGAACAUAUUUGCAAGACUGAGUCGUGCAUUUAGAAAUUCAAACAAUCAAUACUUUACACAGUAUGAUAAUAUUAAUUGAGCACCUACUCCAUGCAAAGCCCUGUACUCAAGGCCUGGUUUGGAGGGAUGAACAGAAGAGUCUCACCCCCUGCUCUAGUGCCAGAGCUGCUGGUUUGAUAAGGCCAAACACUGAAUAAAAAACUGAAAGUGAUGAGUGGUAGAGGAAAAGUGCAAGGUGCUAUGGCAAUAUAUAGCAAGGGCAUACAGCCUAGGCCUGGAGAUUAAGAAUACCUCCAUGGACAAUGGACUUUAGAAUUGAGUUUUAAAGAAUGGGUAGGACUUAGCCAGGUAAAAAAGAGCAGAAAAAACAUUCUAGGUAGAGGGAAUCAUUGGAAUGGACAGAGAACAUGAGGAGUUUGAGGAACUGAAGGAAACCCAGCCGGCCGAGGCAUGAAGACAUGGAGGAGAGAGGUACAAGGUGAGGCCAGAGAGAGGCAGAGAUCAGUGUGGGAAGGGUCAUAGGACCCAUAAGAGUGAGGGGCACCGGCUUGAUGAUACGUGUAUUUUUAAAAAGAUCAUUCCAGCUGCCAUGUGGAUUAGAGAAAGGCCAGGAACAGUAGUAGAUGAGACAUAAUGAUAGUGCGGACUAGAGUACCACAAUGGGGAAAGAAAAAGAUAGAUCUACAAAAUAAUUUAGGAGAAAGCAAGGAGCUGGAAGCAUGACAAGCAUGACUGGGUGAGGAGGGGAAAAUGGUCAAAGAAGGCAAGAAAAGCUGGGUUUCAUUCCCAGAUUCCCAACCUGAGCAACAGAUGAUGUAAUAUCCUAACACGGAGAUCAUUUGUAGGGAUGAUUUCAUGGUAGAAUAACAAGUUUAACUCUAGAUUUGUUAAGUUUUGAAUACUCAUAGGAUAUCUAAGAACAGAGGUUUAGAUAACUAGCUUCGUAUAUUGAUCUGGAUCUUACAGAAAAUAUGGGGAUGGAGAUUUAGAGGGGAGCACUGUCUACAUAUAGAUGGGAAUUGAAGCUCUGAGAAUAAGUGACAUCACCAAGCAAUAGUAGGUAUCUAUUAACAUAGAUUUAAUAGCCAAAGCCCUGGGCAAUAGCUGGUCCAAAAGUGUACCCAAAUGUAAAACCUUAU
Messenger RNA from Lynx canadensis (Canada lynx), 2787 nucleotides. It is a transcript of the gene SLC25A27, whose product is annotated as solute carrier family 25 member 27. The transcript has 8 exons. Gene Ontology annotation, biological process: response to cold. The record is from RefSeq and is a predicted model, not a curated record. NCBI's taxonomy places the organism in Eukaryota, Metazoa, Chordata, Mammalia, Carnivora, Felidae. Bases 166 to 1254 code for a protein of 362 amino acids.